Cannabis sativa is the source of this 1951-nucleotide messenger RNA. RefSeq lists its product as uncharacterized. The coding region runs from base 208 to 1623 and encodes 471 amino acids. The record is from RefSeq and is a predicted model, not a curated record. NCBI's taxonomy places the organism in Eukaryota, Viridiplantae, Streptophyta, Magnoliopsida, Rosales, Cannabaceae. Gene Ontology annotation, biological process: tRNA methylation. Gene Ontology annotation, cellular component: tRNA (m1A) methyltransferase complex; nucleus. The transcript is spliced from 2 exons.
UAAAUAAAAAAUUAGGCGUAAUGUUUAGUUAACUUGUUUUUUUUUUAUUACUCCUAAUCUUAAACCCACUACAUUAGGGUUUUCUAAACUCCUCUCUCUCUCUAAGGUUCUUCGAUCGGUGCUACGAUUCACACUCAUUCCCUCUCUUCCUUUCUGCUCCCACUCUCUCGGCCUCUGAUUGUGAUUUUCGUUCUAUUGUAGCUGCCUAUGGUUUCGCUCGGUGACGCGAAAGAAAUUGAGUCUCAAAUAAUAGCUGAUAAUAUGGCUGACGAUGGUAAUACCAAAAGCAGUUUGGUUGAAAAUUCUAGAGUGACAUGGGAAGGUUGCAGCGUCUUGCUCGACAUCAAUGAUGGUGAUCGCUUGGUUUUCGCUCGUCUAUCUGCUGGUGCGACUUUGAAAAUUGGGAAUAAGAAUUAUUCUCUGAAACACUUGAUCAAUUGCCCAUUUGGUUCAGUUUUCAGCGUCGAAACUGGAAGUGAAGGCUCUUAUUUGACUCGCUCCAGUCCCUCUUCCUUAGAAGGUAAGAACAAUGCUCAAGAAAAUAAUGGAUGUGAAUCGAAGAAAGACGAGUCUUUGUCCAAGGACAAUCGAGCACUGGUUGAUGACAAUAAAGCUCAGACCCUAACUGGGGAAGAUAUAGAUGCAAUGCGAAGAGAGGGUGUAACAGGGGAUGAUAUAGUGGAAGCUCUUAUUGCAAAUAGUUCUACAUUUGAGAAUAAAACAUUGUUUUCCCAGGAGAAAUAUAGGAUUAAAAAGCAAAAGAAAUAUGCACCCAAAGUGAUUUUAAGGCGCCCAGUUGCUCGUAGUAUUUGCGAGGCUUAUUUCAAGAAAUAUCCUUCCAGAAUUGGGUUCUUGAGAGUUGAUACUUUAUCUCUUUUACUGUCAUUUGCUAAUAUCUCUGCAAAUUCUGAAGCCCUUGUGGUUGAUAUGGUUGGAGGUCUGCUUACUGGUGCUGUGGCUGAAAGGAUGGGAGGUACCGGCACAGGUCAGGUUUGUAGUACCUACCUUGGUAAAACCCCUUAUUCUAUAGAGAUAGUUAGAAUAUUCAACUUUGGCAAUGAUAUUUGCAAGAGUAUUCUAAAGGCUUCUCUUCAAGACCUGAUGACUAGUUCCAGUUCGACCGAGAAUGGGAGCUUAGAUCAAAAUGAUAAUGGUACUGGUGGUGACGAUUCUUCUAACAUGAAAGGUGUUCAAGGUGGCUUAUUACAUCAAAAUGACCAAACCCCAGAUGGGACUUCUCAAGUAAUGAGAAGUUGCAACAAAUCUGUAAAUAAAGCUGGGCAGAAAGCACCUAAAGAAGCGAUUAAAUUGUGGAAAGAAAAUGGGUUUUCCAGUCUAAUAGUUGCUGCACCAGAUUUGGAUACCUGGAGUUUAGUUAAAGAUCUCUUGCCCCUUUUGUCAAAUUCAGCUCCUUUCGCAAUUUAUCAUCAGUUCUUGCAGCCACUUGCAACUUGUAUGCAUAAUCUACAGCUUGAGAAAAUGGCAAUUGGGUUGCAAAUCUCAGAGCCUUGGUUACGAGAAUAUCAGGUACUUCCUUCGAGAACACAUCCUUUCAUGCAGAUGUGUGCAUUUGGUGGUUAUAUUCUUAGUGGCACUAAGAUAUGCAGCAGCAGCAGCAUAUAGUAAUAGCUUCAUCGAAUCGAAGCAAGCAAUAAUGUUAAAUUCUAAGUGCCAUGUAUCACAAGGUAUGAGGUUCGAGUACCCUUCUGGGUAUACCUGGUCCCCAAAUAUUGUAGGGUUAGGUUGAAGAUGUUAGUUUCAAAUAUUUUUUAGAAAAUAAUGUAUCAUCAUUUUUGUUAGUCUUAUCUUAGUUACCUUGUUUUUGACCAAAAUUGAACGAAUAAUAAUGUUAUUUUACUGGUUUAACUGAUGUUAUUGUUAUGUUCUGUGUACCAUAUGCUAUUUCUAAUGGCAAAUAAUUUAUAUAGUUUAGUGUAAUAUGAUUAUAAAA